CCUUUACCCCAGAUUGGCAUGUGAUGUAGCCUGGUCACCGAGGAGCUUAAAGAUGUUUGUCGCCUUUCCUGGGGCUUGUAAGUGUCAGACCUUCGCAUUUCAUCCAUCCUAGAGGCAGAGUAACACACAUACUCCCCACAAUGACGAACCGUACUACCAUUGGCCUCGCAAAAGGUCCCAGCUCAGGGCCUCUGACAGACGCACAAUGGCAGGUUUUGAUGGCUAUUAUGGACACUGUCAUUGCGCCUUGUCCUGAAAGCACGAUAACUGCUGGCCAAACAAAUACUCUACUCCAGAAUUGUGAUGAAUCUACACUCAAGGCCUUUCUUGACGAAACGCCUUCCAAAAUGCCACUGUUCCAAGAAAUCCUGAAGCGUCUGUUGGCCAAUCUCCAUGCCGAUAAAUUGUCUGCGAUUGGCACAAUAUGCUCCCUUCUCGGGAAUCGAGCUGGUGUCCUCCCUCUCACUGGGUACUUCACAUUAUUUUGUGAUCUGUCUAUCCAAGAUCGGACGUUAGUGCUGAAUUCUUGGCGAACGAGCUCUCUAGCUACCUUGCGUGUACUCUUCAAACAACUCUCGAUCAUUGGCAAGCAUGUCUAUCUCCGAUCAAGUUCCCUUUUCAACCAAGUCGUUGGCUUCCCAUCCACUCCAGUUGGAUGGCAUCCAGUCGAAUCGUACCCCUUCGAGUUCAUGCAGUUCAACAACUCGGAUACGCAUGUUCAACUCGAUACAGAUGUUGUUAUUGUGGGCUCAGGAUGUGGUGCAGGAGUCGUCGCAAGAACUAUUGCCAUGGCAGGCUAUCGUGUCUUGGUCGUGGAUAAAGGACAUCACUUCGAAACCUCCUCGCUGCCCCUUGAUCAAAGUGCAGGAUAUUUCCACCUUUUCGAACAGGGAGGCUUAGUAUCUUCUGAAGAUGGAUCUAUCUCUACACUUGCAGGGUCAUGCUUUGGUGGAGGCGGAACAGUCAACUGGAGUGCUUGCCUACAGCUCCAGAACACAGUGCGUGAUGAAUGGGCAGACGACAAGGGUCUUGGCUUCUUCAAAUCAGCCAAGUUCCAAGACCAUCUUGACUCGGUCUGUGAGCGCAUGGGCGUCAGCAACGAGCCUAUCAAUCACAAUCACGGCAACUCUGUUUUGCUGGAGGGUGGGCGCAGACUUGGGUACAGCGCUAAGCAGGUACCCCAGAACACGGGUCAUGGCGAGCAUCAGGACGGAUACUGCUCUAUGGGUUGCUGGAUGGGUCAGAAGCAAGGCCCAGUGAAUGGUUGGUUACCAGAUGCAGCCAAGUGCGGAGCAAAGUUCAUAUUAGGCUUUCACGUUGACAAGGUUCUUUUCCAAAAUAAGAGUGGUAAGAAAGUCGCAUAUGGCGUGACUGGCACUUGGAGACCAAGAGACGGCUCGGAUACUUCCACCAGAUUGAUAACAAUCAAGGCCAAGAAGGUUGUAGUUUCAGCUGGCAGUCUGUGUAGUCCCAUCAUCUUGAAGAACAGUGGGCUCAAUAACAAGCAUAUUGGUCGCAACCUCCAUUUACAUCCAACAUCAUUUGUGUCAGCAAUCUUUGAACAGGAGACACGGCCAUGGGAAGGCGGAAUUCUCACCUCCGUGGUAUCGAGCUUCGACAACCUUGACGGACAUGGCCAUGGCGUGAGGCUUGAGCGCCCCGCGAUGCUGCCUUCCAUGUGUCUUACAUGGCUAAACUGGAUAUCAGGGCCUGACUAUAAAGCUCUCAUAUCCAAGUACAGGCACAUGGAAGCGUACAUUGCUAUUACUCGAGAUCGUGACAGCGGCCACGUCACAGCAGACCCUAUAAAUGGCACACCUCGUUUGGUUUAUACUCCCUCCAAAUUCGACGCGAGUUCCAAUUUGAAAGGCAUGCUUGCCUUGGCAAAGAUCCUCUAUACCCAAGGUGCCUUGGAGAUACACCCUGUCCUGCCCGGUCUUGAACCAUUUAUACGUGAGCAAGAGAGUUUGUCGAAUGGUGCCCACAGCCCCUCAGAGGCCACAGAUCUGAAGUUUUCGCAGUGGCUGAAGAAAAUGGAAGUUCAUGGGAACAAGACACCAGAUACACCUUAUGGCUCUGCUCAUCAGAUGAGCACGUGUCGAAUGAGCACCAGAGAAGCCGAUGGAGUUGUGGAUGAGUUUGGAAGGGUUUGGGGCUGUGAGAAUUUGAUUGUUGCAGAUGCAAGUGUCUUUCCUAGUGCGAGUGGUGUUAACCCGAUGGUCACUACCAUGGCGAUCUGUGAACACAUUGGCUUGGCCAUGUCAAAAGAGUUGGCUCGGGAUACUCGGGAGCGCCCUAGGUUGUAGUUAACCGAUAUCUUUACGUGAGAUACUUGCUGUCUAAUGGUACAUAGCGUUAGUUCUGCUCAGAAAUACAAUGCUGAAUCUUAC
Molecule: messenger RNA, 2390 nt
Organism: Fusarium redolens
Lineage: Eukaryota; Fungi; Ascomycota; Sordariomycetes; Hypocreales; Nectriaceae
Exons: 5
Coding region: 141-2306 (721 amino acids)
Molecular function (GO): flavin adenine dinucleotide binding; long-chain-alcohol oxidase activity
Source: RefSeq, a predicted model, not a curated record